Messenger RNA from Cadophora gregata, 2872 nucleotides. RefSeq lists its product as uncharacterized. The transcript has 8 exons. The coding region runs from base 371 to 2872 and encodes 833 amino acids. Lineage: Eukaryota; Fungi; Ascomycota; Leotiomycetes; Helotiales; Ploettnerulaceae. The record is from RefSeq and is a predicted model, not a curated record.
UGCCAAGGCCCCUUUUCAGGCUCGCAUCUUCACGUGUUGAUUUGAUUGUGGCUGACUACCUAGGUACCUACCUCAUUUCAGCCAGUCGAUUGUGGCUUGGGUGACCGGUCUAUGGCACUGCUUAUCCCACGAAACCGAAUACUUUGUUGUGUUCAAAAGGAACUUCCUCUCCUCUCUACAACAACCCUCUAUACUAUCGAUACACCUAAAGGCAUUCGAGUUCUGGUUGUGGGCGUCCAGCUUCCAGCUUCGCAUGCAUCUUUUGGCCCUCCAGAACCCCACCACAACUACCCCACCAGCUUAACAGAGCGAGCGUCAUCCGACCUUUCAUUCUGACCACAUAGCAACCAACAAACUAUCGUAUCGCAAGAUGGCAGUCGGCUCUUUGAGUUUCGGAUCGCUGGUGUUCGUAUCAUGUUUGGUGCUAUUAUUACUGCCUGCCCCAGCUGCGGCUUUUGGGGCCGGCAAUAUCCCCAGUAUCGCCCAGAUAGAGGGCAACAAUUUUCGUCAUGGAGAUAUUGAGGAUAUGCUCAAGACUAUUGCUUUCAUCAAAGGGCACAAAUGGACGUCAAUGAUGGUCAAGCGUGUUUACUUUGGCAAUUGGCUACGUGACUAUUCACAGGCCGUUGACGUAGGCAGCUUGAAAGGUGUCUCAGCCCCUACUAUCAGAAUUCUUGUCUGGGUUCUAAGCUUCUUGUCUUUCGGCUAUGCGACUGAGGAAUUUGAAGUAACGGAAGAGCGACUUGGCGUCUAUCGACCUGAAGAGCACAUCGAUAAUCCAAAGGACUACGCCGACAACAAGGACGCGAGAGAAUAUGACCAGCGUCUCCGAGGUCCAGUUCAACCCAGGGAGCUUGAAGUUGACCCAAGCACAGGAAUGAAAAAUUACAUCGCCAAUGAAAGUGGCGGCUGGGCCACUUCUAGUGGUUAUGUUCGCUUCAGUCUCCAAAGAAGUAUUCACUUUGGACGACUCUAUACAAAUGGCUCUGGAAACUCCAAGGGCAAGGAAGAGGAUUUGUGUGAAGCUCUUCGCUGUCUUGGGCAAGCCCUUCAUUGUCUCGAGGACUUUGGUGCUCAUACGAACUAUUGUGAGCUUACCCUCCGUGAGUUAGGCUAUCGCGAUGUCUUCCCCCACUGUGGCGUUGCAACGGAAAUCAAUAUUCGAGGACACCAUGUAUACCCUCUCGUAACUGGUACUUUCGGUGCUGUGGAUUUCCUGCACUCGGUUCUUGGAGAGGCAACAGAUCAUUUCACCCAGACUGAGGUCGAGGAAAUGGACAUAGCUCUUAAGAGUGCCGAGCAAGCUCAAGCCGGUGGUGGAACUGGACAACGCGGACUGUUUGGCUCCGGAGGUGGAACUGACUUCACCAGUCUCUUGUCUCAAGUCCCAGGCAUGGGAAGUGGACUUGCUUCAACGGCACGAGGUCUACAAGAGCAGUCUGCUGAGCAGGAGUAUCAGAAUACUUUGAAGCGAAGCAGCGUCGAGACUUCAUUCGCGGGUCCCCCAGGGUCACAUUUGGGACAUUCUGGCAAUCAGGUUCCUGGAAUGAGUGAAAGCUUUGAUCCACUCAAGACUGCAAAGCAGAUCUACCCAAUCUUGGAGUUCAGAGAUAGAGUCGUGAAAGCAAUCAGUGCUACCAUUGCCAAAAUCCCUGGGUUGGAGUCUCUGGUUGAGAAGAUUAGCGAGACACUGACGGUGUUCAUUCUAUCACUGCUUUCGCCAUUUAUAAGACCUAUCAUCGAUGCUGUUUCAAAGUCUCUGAAAGAAGGUUCCUCAACUGUGGUUGAAGCGAGUGCCAACUCUCAAUUUGAACCCUGGAAUGAUGCCCACAGCACCAAUCCCACACACUCCAUGCUCUCCAAAGACCAUUUCUCCAACAAGUUGAACGGAGUCGCUGGUCGUGUAGCAACGACAAUCCUGCAAUACGUUACUCCCCGCGUUCUGUACGCCUGGGAGAACCCUGGAAUUUCCGUCGACGAAGUUAUGAACGACAUUCUCCGGACAUUCCACCACCCAGCCAUUCGGGAUGAACACUGCGAACUCCACCGCAACAUGUUCAAUACGGUCCGAAAGUGGGUUGACGAGCAACCUGACCGCGGACAGCUCAACCACGUCCUCAGCUCCGCUUCUGUCAAGGCUGGCCGUAACCACAAAGAAUCUGGUGGAGCAACAGGUUCAAGAGACUUACACGACCAUGGUGCCCUUGGCGGCCACGGCAAGACAUCUGGGUCGAUAUGGACCGAGAUUCGCAGCCGUGACCUAGGAGCUAUGGAAGGCCAAGAUGUGAACGCAGCGUUUUCUUACAUGGGUGGCCCAUCGCCUCAAUCAAGCACACCCGGCAUGCCUCACCAAUCCCCAAACUUUGGAUACCAGAACCUACCUCGACCUGGAAGUUCAGGUUACAAUCGUCCGACUUCCUCUCAAGGUGGGUAUCUGGCUCCUAAUCCUCCGCAAGGAACUUAUCAGGGAGGCCCGCCGCCUGGAAAUUACCAGCAGGAUUACAAUAAUCCUCCUUACCAGCAAGGCCCACCAAGUGGGUAUGGACAGAACGCUCCCUACCCCGCUAACCCACCUUUCCCAUCAGGAGGCGGAGGAGGUCCCCCAUACCCGCCUUCGAACGCACCAUAUCCGCCUGAUCACCAACAGCCUUCAUAUGGCGGCCCUAGCGGGUAUGAUCAGGGUCCACCUCAAGGCCCUCCAGGUGGAGGAUAUUGGCCGCAAGGUGGUCCACCGCAACAUCCACCAUACGGCAAUCAAUACCCACCUCAACAGCCCCCGUAUGGUAACCAAUACCCGCCUCAGCCACCUCAGCAGCCUCCAUACGGCGGAGGUGGAGGAUACCCUGGAUCAGGAUACAGUGGUGGAUAUUAG